Mytilus trossulus (common blue mussel) is the source of this 11073-nucleotide messenger RNA. RefSeq names its product mucin-3B-like. Bases 1 to 11073 code for a protein of 3690 amino acids. The record is from RefSeq and is a predicted model, not a curated record. NCBI's taxonomy places the organism in Eukaryota, Metazoa, Mollusca, Bivalvia, Mytilida, Mytilidae. The transcript has 19 exons. Gene Ontology annotation, molecular function: calcium ion binding.
AUGAAGAAACCCACUCUUUCAGAAAAUGGGACUUUCAAAUAUGUCAGUAAUGAUAAUGCAACUUCAUUUAUUGAUCAGAAAAUGACUUCCAGCGAUAUAACAGCAAGAAUUACUUCAGUUAAUAAUACACAAACAACCAAGAAUCUGCCAACCACUGACGACACGUCCAGAAUAAUAACUCAAACAUCUUCAUCAACUAAUAAACAAUCCACAGAAGAACAUGCAAUAUCAACACCUUCUGAGAUGACCUCGGAUCUGAUUGAAACAGUUGUAUUAACGACGGAUGAUAUUGAAGCAACAUCAUUCUUUCCUAAUGCAGAAACGACUUCAACGAAUAAUCAGCAAGAGAAAGGAACAUCAACUAAAAACGAACAGACCACCGUAACAGGUUAUGCUGAGUCGUAUACAGAGCCAGAAACAAAAAAUUCUUCCAGCAAAUCAAACACAGAUAAACUUCGAACGACACAACAUGAUUUUGAAACAUCGUCACAAUCUUUACAAGAAACAGAACAACCGAUAACUGAAUUUCAAUUUUUCAAUAAUCCGACAACUAACACCAACACAAUAACUAAUUAUCCGAUGACAACAACAAAAACUACUGCCUCAAGAACUAUUUCCAAUGAUCCGGCUACGACUAAAAUUACAACUGUUCCUUCUUAUUCUGAAAAUCAAAAGACAUCAAAUACAAACACUAUUUCCAGAACAAAAAUACCAAGUAGUAUGAUAACAGCAGAGAUACCGAUAUCAACAUCUACAUUCGAAAGCGCCCUAACGACAACUACAAUCCCAAUGACCACUUCAGAGACAUUUAGUAAUCCAACUAAGACAGCAAUUGCACUCUCAACAACACCAACUACCAAUAAUCAAGUGACAGUAGCAUCAUCCCUUCCUAAUACUUAUACUUCUACAUUGGCGAUUUCUAACAGUGAAAUGACAACUGAAAAUCAUAUUCCUACAGAAGCUUUCUUCGGAACUUCUACGAUAUCAAAUGUCCCUGCUUCGUCAGAAAACCAACAUUCAUCAACAAUUACUGUGGAAAAAACGUCUUUCGAAGAUAUGUCGACCACAUCUGAAGGACAAAGUAGAACGACAAAACAAGCAAUAAAUCUAGAAACUACAGCUCAUACUUCUUCAGAAGAUGAAACCUCAGAGGUUUUUUAUGCUACUACAUCAAAAGCGUCGGCAGGAAACCAGCAAUCAUCAACAAUUAUUGUGAAAACAAGACCAGUCGAAGAUAUAUCAACCACAUCUGAAGGACAAAGUAGAACGACAAAACAAUUAAUAAAUCUAGAAACUACAGCUGCUACUUCUUCAGAAGAUGAAACCUCAGAAGUUUUUUAUGCUACUACAUUAACGGCUGUGGCAGGAAACCAGCAAUCAUCAACAAUUAUUGUGAAAAAAACACCAGUCGAAGAUAUAUCAAUCACAUCUGAAGAACAACGUAAAACAACAACACAAGCAAUAACUACAGCUGAUACUUCUAUAGAAGAUCAAACCUCACAAAUUAUUUAUACUGCUACAUCAGAGGUUUCCAACAGUGAAACAACAUCUGAAAAUCUUGUUUCUACAGAAGCUUUGAUCAGAACUUCUACGACACCAAAACUGCCUGCUUCGUCAGAAAACCAGCAUUUAUCAACAAUUACUUUGAAAACAACCCCAGCCGGAGAUAAAUCGAUCACAUCUGUAGGACAACGGAAAACGACAACAGAAGCAGUUACUGCAGAAAACACACCUGGUACAUCAAAACAUCAAACUGCAAAACUUACAGACGCUGACUUUACAGAAGGACUUACGACUGGCGGUGAGCCAACAGAUAGAUUAACUCACGCCACAACUGAUUACACAAUUUUACACAUUUUUAAUAGUUCUGCAAUGACCCCUCGUGGAAAUGACUUUACCCUUUCACAAACUCUCACAACACAAGAUAGUAAACACAAUUCAGGUGAUAUGGUUGAUAAAUCUACUGUCUCUAGUGUUGAUAAUACACACAUCGAUUUUACUUCUGCCACUUAUUCACAAAAUGGGGACAUAACUCAGGCUACUACGAGUUUUCGAAAUUUUAUAAGUACUUUGACAAAAGAAUUAAAUACUCAUGCAAUAACAAAUACUUUCAAAACUGGUAUGAGUAGUAAUUCAUAUGAUAAUACAUUCCCUGCUUUUUCAGAACCAAGUACAUCAACACCAUCCAAUAAUGAAGGUACGGAAUCUUCAAUCCCGACAACAAAACUCACAAGCUCUUUAUCCGAUGGUUCACAAUCUACGGUUUCAAGACAGACGGCAUACACCAAACUUUCAUCACCAGCUGACAUAACAACCCAACCGCCAGCAGAUUUCUCUUCAGCAACAAGUCCACAUGUCACACGUAUAUCAGACUCUAGAGCAUCAUCCAGGGAUAAGGAAUUUACAACAAAGAUGUCAACCAUAGAUUCGUUAAAAGACACGACAAAUAAUUUGCAAACUACCAUUACAACAUCGAAUUCAGAUGUUAUAUCAAGUACCACUACGGAAAGUGAAAGCAUUGAAACAACAGGCUUUGAAAAAUCAACGUUUGAUAUUGAAAAUGGUUAUAGAUCAAGCACAGUAAAAGUGGAUAUUUCUUCUGGCUUUCCAUUACAUACUGAUAAUACUGAAAAAGUUGUAAGUAAUUCGAUUACAACCGAUAUUAAUAGAGUAACUAAAACAUACACUACAGAGAAUGUUCCUUCUUCGGCGUCAAUUACCACUAGACACUUACAUACUGACACAACUGUAGGCUUUAUUGAUUCAUCCUCACCUGAGAUGUCACCAACUAAAUAUUCACAAUAUAAGGAAACAUCCACUGCUGAUUCCAGUACUUCCCGAACGAAAAGUGCAAUAGCCGAUAUAUCAUACACAUCUCCCGUUGACACAUCUAGUGUACCAUUUGGUUCCAAAAUUACAUCUGAAGAUGCGACUUUUGACUUAACUGCGAUCGUGACAUCAGACAAAGAAAUAUCAUCAGGCAUUACCGUUACCAUUACAGAUAGUUCAGAUAAAGAAUCUGCAUCUGUGAGUUCAGAAACAAUUGGAACUGUCUCUGGUGAUUUGCCUUCGACAACAAAAGGUUAUGUUGAAUCGGAGUCGACAACUACAAAGUCAUUUUCAGAGGAACCUUCUACGGUGGUGGUGUCUACAGAACCAGUAUCUGACAUCAAAUCUCCAGAGGUUAUAAUUACAGCGUUAAAUACUAAUGUACCAUCCAAAAAGUUUGAGACUACAUAUUCAACUACUGCUGUCACGUCUCAAGAGGUGGUAAUUACUACUUUAGGCAGUGAUUCACUGACCACAGUGGAUAUUGUUUCACCAUCGGAUGUUGAGACAUUAUCUCCUAAAAUGACAUCUACAACAACAAAAACUGAAGAGCCGUCUACAGAUGUAAUAGCAACAACGUUAAAACCCGAGGUUUCCUCUAUAAAAUCAGUGUCUUCAGAGUCAAAUACUGAGUUAACGUCACAAGAGGACAUUAUUACUAGAACGACAACAGAAGGGCCGACAAAGACAGUGCAGACUGCAAUUUCGUCAGAGAUGACGAUGCAUACAGCAACAAGUACUCCAGUUUCAUUUGCAGUUAGUACUCCAAAUGUCAAAGCAGAUUCCACAGAGGUAUAUGUUUCAAGUGUGAAGGAUAAUUCAAUAUCUGGUGCAACUUCUCCAUCGAUUCAAACUACAUAUAUUCAUGAACAGUUUGUGUCGGAUACAACAACAAUGAGUAAUGGUGCCUCAACAAGCACAACGAUAGACACAUUUUUAUUUUCUGACACACCUUCUGUAGAUCCAGCUGUUUCGACAUCAAGUAGUACGCCGAAAAUAGGGUCAAACACAGGUGCAUCUUCUCUAGGUAGAGGCGGAACAACUUUAGGUACUGGUCCUUUCUCGUCAGAAAUAUCAAGGUCAACUACUAGUGCUGGAGGUAUAUCAUCGGAAAUAACAUUUACAGCUACAGCGUCGCAACCUACAGAUAGAACAAUUGUGAAUUCUUAUACACAACAGCCGACUGGACGCGAAUUUUCUGCAACAGACAACACUCAUACUCGUUUGGCUGAUGUAACAGAUGUAACACCGAGCUCUGAGACGACGACUGAUGAAACGUAUAGCAGUAAAACAAGGGACUUAUUGUCUGUAGAAUUUACAGCUUCAACAUCUUUUAAAGAGACGGAUACAGCAGAAACUACUGAUGCAAUGGAAUCGAAUACAAAAACAUCGUCUUCAGAAGUAGAAACUGUAACAUCAACUGGUAAGACGACUUCCCAAAAGACGGAAAGUACAACAUCCAUUACAACUGCACCUACCCAGGAGAUGGAGGUUACUACAUUAAUAAGCAAAACUCCCUCUGAUGCAACUCAUGAGGUUGACGGUACAGUAUCUAUUAUAAAUGCACUUUCGACAAAAUAUGAGGAAUCAACGUCUGCUAUACCGGUACCACCUUCAAGUCAAGAGGGAACCACCUCAAUAAAUGACACACCUCCCAUAGUGACAGAUGAUGCACAAUCAAUUACUCAGACAUCUACUAACAAAAUGGAUAUAACAAAGUUUGUGACUGGCACGCCGUCUUUGAAAACUGAGAAUGCAGUAUCAGUUACACAAACAUCGUCACAAGGAUUAGAUGUAAGAACAUCGUCAACCUAUACACCUUCGGAGGACUCAUCAUUAGCAAAUAGUAAAGCAUCAUCACAGAGGAAUACUGAUGUUUCUUUAUUUCCCAUUGUUGCUACAUCAAUAAAGCCGUCUUCUGAAAAGACUGAAACCACUGUUACCGUUUCAAAGGUUUCAACUUUUCAAGAUGAAACUGCUGUUUCAACUCAUACCGCAUAUGCUACAAAGCCGACUGUACCAUCAAGUACUGGACCAUCUCUGCAUCAGGUUACAUUACACACUGAGAUGACUUCUAUAGACAAUGACGAGGAAACAUCUACAGCUCAUUAUCAGACAAGUUCUAAAAUGGCAACAACUACAACACCAAUCACUGAUUUAGAAACCUUUACCAUGAUUAAUGAACCGUAUUCGAGUACAGAGGCUACCACAUCAGAUAUUGCGACUACAUUACUACGAACUGAAAUAUCUUCCUCUGAAGUUACACCUAUUACAUCAAACAGCCAGGCAGCUUCCCAAAAGGCAGUAACUACAACUGCUAGCACUUUGAAACCUCCCGACUCUUCAGUUGUAACAUUUAGCGAAACAUCUUCCAAAGACGUAUCUCCUACAACUUCGAAUACUCGUGUGCCAUAUAUUGCGACUUCGACACCAAAUACAUUUACAGUUUUAACAGAUACGUCUGAUGUUUCAUCAAAUACUAUGCAACAUUCUUCCCAUAAAUCUAGUGGAACAACUAAAGCUAUUGUAUUUUCAGAAAGUACAUCUUCGACAUCUAAUGUUGGAGAUGAAUUUACCUCUAAGGAAUUAUCGGCAGGGACAUCUACAUCUACAAAUGAAACACCGUAUUCUAGAGAAUUGUCAACAACAAUAAGGACUGUACCAACUUCGUCAGAGGUAACAAAACGUACGACAAGCAUUAGUAUGGUUUCAUCAGGGGUAACUUCACAAUCCGAAAUUGAUGUAUCUUCCUUUGAGGCAACCGCUUUAUCACAAGAGCAUACAUCGGGAGAAACUUCAACACAUAGUAAAUUGUCAUCUUCUGCGGCUUCAUAUAAAACAUCAACUACAAAAGCAAUCGAAACAGAGGAGCAAAAUACAAGAUCAAGUUCUAAAGUCCUUUCUACAGUUGAUACUGCUACAACAUCAAGUAGUGAUGGAAUAUCUCUAACAGACGCUACUAUUACAAAGUCAAUCAUCAAAGGUACACAGCCAGAUACAACACAUAUUGAAGAGAUUUCGUCGCAAGGUGCCACUUCUACAUUACUUGGUACAAGUGCACAUUCUGUAAUGAUUACUACUAUACCAUAUACUGAUAGGUCGCCUGAUCAUUUGACGAAUACAAUAUCGAGUACUGUCAUCACUUCUCAAAACGUGGAAGCGACAUUGGGCACAGAAACGCCCUACCCGGAUACUACUUUUCAACCUUCUGACGACGGAGCAACAUCAUUUAGUAAGACAACAUUCAAAGAUACUUCUGCUUCAAUUGAUAGUACAGACGAUUCAAAUGUUAUGUCCACAGUUUAUUAUACGGUUACCAAUUCUAAAAAGGAAACACAAACAACCUCAGCCACUGAAACAGUGUCUGAUGACAAUGAAAUUGUAACAUCAACUUUUAAAGUUUCUAAGGAUGGAAAAAGUGUAACACCAGUUGUUGAAGUAUCAUCUACACUUCAGUUUCAAACUCCUUCAGAUGAAACUUAUCUCACCAAUUCAAGUUUAUCAACUGAUAUGUACACAUCUGACAAACAUAUAUCAUCAGGGUUGACAUUUAGCACGGAGACGUACACUGAAAACAUGAAAUUGUCUCACGACCAGACGUCAACGUAUUCCGAAACGGCGGAUUCAAUUGUUUUAAAUGAAACGAACACAGUGGGUACCACAUCAUUAGACAUGUCCACUGUCACAGAAAAGGGAACUACAGGGACAUCUGUUACAUUACAGACACAAGCUGAAACCAAUCCUGUUACUGUUCAAAAUUCCAUAACAGAUGAAUAUGAUACAACAGCUGUAUCCUCAAUCACAAAUGAAAUACUAACAGAUGGCAUUGCGACACAAGAAUCUUCAAUUUUCACAGAAGAACACACUACCGCAAUGUCAACUAGAGUAGACGAUAACACGAUGACGUCAAAUAUUUCAAACACGAUACAAGGAAGUACAGAAAAAGUAUCAACUACAGCACUUACUGAAACAUCAACUAGUAAGAUGACAGUCACAGAUUCAGGGACUACAAAAGGCGCAGAGACAUUAAAUAUAACACAUAUUUCAUCUUCCGACAUAACAGCAAAAACAAGUGUUACUCAAUCAACCACAUCAUACUCCAAGGAAACAACAUACGAUGAGACAUCUAAUUCUUCUGACACUAGUAUAGCAACAGAAAAACCGACCAACACGACUUCAAAAUUAAAUAAAUAUACGGAAGAUGCAUCUUCUAUUGAAAUGAUCACACAAACCACAGUGGAUACCCCUACAACUUCUGACGCCACACAAACAACUGUUGGUACCACUACACCUAUUUACGCCACACAAACAACAGGGGAUACCACUACCUCUUCUGAUACCACACAAUCAAAUGUGGGUACUACUACCACUGCUGACGCCACACAAACAAAUGUGGGUACUACCACCACUAUUGACGCCACACAAACAGUUUUGGCUACCACUACCGCUUCUGACCCCACACAAACACAUGUGGCUACCACUAACACUUCUCAUGCCACAAAAACAACUGUAGAUACCAUUACCACUCUUGGCACCACACAAACAACUGUAGAUACCACUUCCGCUUCUGACGCUACACAAACAAAUGUGGGGACCACUACCACUUCUGACGUCAAACAAACAACAAAGGGUACUAUAAAUACUUCUGACGUCGCACAUACCACAGAGGGUACCAUUACCAUUUCUGACGCCAUACAAACAACUGUUGAUACCACUUCCGCUUCUGACGCCACACAAACAAAUAUUGGUACCACUAACACUUCUGACGUCACACAUGCAACUGUGGGUACCACUUUCAAUUCUGACGCUGUACAAACAACUGUUAGUACAACUACCACUUAUGACGCCACACAAACAACUGUUGGUACCAUUACCACUUCUGACGCACCACAAACAUCUGUGGGUAUUACCACUACUUCUGACGCCACUCAUACAACUGUGGGUACCACUUCCAAUUUCGACGCCACUCAAACAUCUGUCGGUAUUACUACUACUUCUGACGCCACAGAAACAACUGUUGGUACCAUUACCACUUCUGACGCAACACAAACAUCUGUGGGUAUUACCACUACUUCUGACGCCACUCAUACAACUGUGGGUACCACUUCCAAUUUUGACGCCACACAAACAUCUGUCGGUAUUACUACUACUUCUGACGCCACAGAAACAACUCUUGGUACCACUACCACUUUUGACGCAACACAAACAUCUUCGGGUAUUUCCACUACUUCUGACGCCACAGAAACAACUGUGGGUCCCUUUACCACCUCUGACGCAGCACAAACAUCUGUGGGUAUUACCACUACUUCUGAUGCCACUCAUACAACUGUGGGUACCACUUCCAAUUUUGACGCCACACAAACAUCUGUCGGUAUUACUACUACUUCUGACGCCACAGAAACAACUCUUGGUACCACUACCACUUUUGACGCAACACAAACAUCUGUGGGUAUUUCCACUACUUCUGACGCCACAGAAACAACUGUGGGUCCCUUUACCACCUCUGACGCCACACAAACAACUGUGGAUACCUCUACCCCUUCUGACGGCACACAAACAAAUACAGACACAACGAUCAAGUCAACCUCACGUAUAGAACAAAGUACUACAAUUUAUGGAUCAACACCUGAUAGUACUUCACAGGAAACCACCGCUGGGACAACCACUGACAGACAGACUGUUACAAAAAUUCAGGAUACACCCACAGUCAGAACCACAAUCACAGAUAAGCAUAUUACUAUGACACAAGACAUAUUUAACAUGUCAGGUGUUACGUAUACGAUUACCAAUGAUAUAUCAACUGAGCUCUACACAAUACCCAAAGUUAAAACAACACAUGACAAAACUCUUGUGGCCACAACAGAUACUACAACAUUGCAAAAUCUGGCACAAUUAUCGACGAUAAAAGAGUCGAAUUGGAUAACUACUGUCAAUGAGGCUUAUAAAAGCACUACACCAACCAUAAACGGAUUGGUAACUGAUUCAGGUAGUGAAGUUUCUAAAACCGAGUACCAAGGUCAGAUAGUAACAGAUGAAGAAUGGGACGAUAAUCUGGAUGAUCCUAAUUCACAAGCAUUUAAAGAUAAAGCUGAACAAAUUAGACAAUUUCUUAUGAUGCUAUUCGCAAAUUCUGACUUAGCAGGACUCAUAGAUGAUAUCAUAAUAACAGGUUUCCAACCUGGCAGUAUUGUAGUACGGUUUGACGUCAUAGUGAUUAAUGUAGAAUAUGAUGCGUCAACUAUGAAGGCUAAGCUCAACCAAGGGUAUCAUGCCGUCAGUAAUCCUGGAUACGUAAUUAAAGACCAAGAGACUUCCUUUAUAGAACAAGGAACGAUAACAACGUCAGCUGAAGAUGUUAUUACAACUCCCCCUUUAACAACACCCUACAUUGAUCCAUGCUUGUCUGCACCCUGUCCAGGAAACAGUAAUUGUUCCAGUAAUGGACACGAUCAUACUUGUAUUUGCCAUCCUGGAUACAUCUUGGAUGUUGGUACUUGUAAGGACUUUGAUGAAUGCUCAAAUUACCUUUGUCCACCGUAUUCCAUUUGUAAUAAUACAGUAGGAAGUUAUACAUGUACAUGCAGAGCAGGAUUCUACCAAGAAAAUGACAUAUGUAAAGAUAUGGAUGAGUGUUUGGUAACAGAUGUAUGCACGAGUAAUUCGUCUUGUAUUAACACUGUUGGAAGUUACAAAUGUCAGUGUGAUGAAGGCUUCAAGAAAUCCAGUGUUGGACUAUGUGAAGAUAUCAAUGAAUGCUUAGACUAUGCCUGUUCAAGUCAUGCUUAUUGUAACAAUACUAUUGGCAGUUUUCUCUGCACCUGUGAAGAAGGCUUCUAUGAAUCUGGUGGAGCAUGCCUGGAUAUAGAUGAGUGCUCAUAUCCAGACGUCUGUUCAAACCAUUCUACAUGUAUCAAUAUAGAUGGUGGGUUUUACUGUGUGUGUGAUCAUGGAUAUCAAAAUACAAGUGGUAUAUGUACAGACAUAAAUGAAUGUUUACAAGACGUCUGUCCUACUGAUUCUACGUGUAACAAUACAGAUGGCAGUUAUAUAUGCAGCUGCAAUACUGGAUUUGUAAAGUCACAAGACGCAUGUGAAGAUAUAAAUGAAUGUUUGAAUAGCCCAUGUCCUAUGAACUCUGUUUGCCACAACUUAAAGGGUAGUUAUGGCUGUACCUGUAGAGCUGGUUACCAUGAUUCUGGUGGCGACUGUAUAGAUGUCAAUGAAUGUCAGAAUGAUCCCUGUCCAGAUCAUUCAAGCUGUUCAAACACUAAUGGAAGUUUUACCUGUACCUGCAUGACUGGUUACAUUAACACAGGAACGGAAUGCCGAGAUGUUAAUGAAUGCUUGUAUGGUAUCUGUCCGUCACAAUCAGAAUGUAUUAACACCGAUGGCAGCUACAUGUGUAACUGUACUUCUGGUUAUCAGAUGAUCAACAUGCAAUGCGAAGAUAUAGAUGAAUGUCUGUCUUCUCCAUGUUCAGAUCAUACAGAGUGUAUAAAUACGAUUGGUAGCUAUACAUGCAACUGUAUACCAGGAUUUCAGUUGCUUAAUGGACAGUGUCAGGACAUUGACGAAUGUAAGGAGAGUCCUUGCCCAUCACAUUCGAAUUGUACCAACACGGACGGAAGUUAUUGGUGUGGAUGUUAUGAUGGUUUCUAUCAAGAGAAUGCUUUUACUUGUCUAGAUCUACAAAUAUUUGAGUUAGGGAUGAAGAUAACGAAAUUAAAUGGUAGUCAGGCUGUAUAUACCUCUGAUAUGCAAAGUUCAUCAUCACCUAUAUAUCAGCAAUUGUUGAAACAGUUACAAAAUUCCUUCCAACAGAUAAUGGAGUCCAAUUUUAUGAACGAAACAUACAAAGACGUUGCAAUACAUAGUGUUCUGCCUGGAAGUAUCAUAGUGGAUAUAUAUGUAUACUACAAAUUAACAACAAACGCUUCGGCAAUGGAUUUGUAUACAGCUGUCACUGGCGGAGGUGGUGAUUUUCUAGAUUAUGGGAUAGAGUUCUCAUCAGACAAUUUGACUGUUCAAGUAAUUGAUAAGGUUAAUGUCGAUCCUAUCAGUGGUAUGAAGCUUGCCUGUAAUAAACAAUAUUACAAACUAUCAGACAUAGUUACAUGUACAGUAACGUUAACAAGAGGGUCAGAUGUAUCAUAUAACAUUGAUUUUGGUGACGGGACAAGUUCCAGUUAUACUGAUCCAGAGAUGUUGUCAUUCUUGUCACCCUGGACAUUUUAUCAUCAGUAA